AUGGAAGUGCUGAGAGAUUUUGCGCGCAGUGAGCCUCUCCAUCCUCCCACAAGGCCUUCAACCCUCGCGCCCGCCACUUCUCUGCCGGCCGCCGCCGCCGCCGCCGCGUCAACCCACCGAGCCCUCCUCCGCGGCCUCAGCCCCAGCAAGCCCCUCCCGCCCCUCGCCGUCAAACUGCUCCACGGCCGCCUCCUCCGGCUCGACCUGCUCGCCGACCUCUCCCAUCUCCUCCUCCGCGCGCUCUUCUCCUCCGGCCUCCACCUCCACGCCCUCUCCCUGCACUCCCUCUUCCCCGACCCCUCCCACCUAACCUUGCCCUUCGCCCUCAACUCUGCCUCCCGUCUCCCCAACCCUCUCCCCGUCGGCGAGCAGCUCCACGCCCGCUCCCUCAAGCUCCCCUCCCACUCCAACCCCCACGUCCUCACCUCCCUCCUCAACCUCUACGCGAAAUGCGGCUUCUUGGACCGCGCGCGGGGGGUGUUCGACGAAAUGCGCUGCCCCAGCACCGUCUCCUGGACUGCGCUCAUCGCCGCGUACAUGAACGCCGGCCGCGACAAGGAAGCCGUCGCCGCUGCCAGGGAAGCGCUCGCGACCGGAAUGCGUCCGGACAGCAUCACAGCCGUGCGGGUCCUGUCGGCGUGCGCCCAGGCCGUGGACUUGGACACCGGGGAGGUAGCGUGGAGGGCGGCUGUGCGUGAGGGGAUUGCGACUCGUUUGUUCGUGGCUACUGCGGCGGUGAAUCUGUAUGUCAAGUGUGGUCAGAUAGCCAAGGCAAGGGAGGUGUUCGAUAAGAUGCCGGAGAAGGACGCCGUGGCUUGGGGUGCUAUGAUCGGGGGAUACGCUUCCAACGGUCACCCCCGAGAGGCUCUGGAGCUCUUCUCUGCGAUGCAGACUCGGGGAGUGAGGCCAGAUCGCUACACCGUAGCAGAUGCGCUCUCGGCAUGCACGCGGUUGGGGGCACUUGAUCUGGGGCGGCAAGCUGCUGGGGCGGUGGACUGGGAUGAGUUUCUUGACGACCCAGUUCUGGGGGCUGCUCUGCUCGAUCUGUACGUCAAGUGUGGGAGCACAUCUGAUGCGUGGUCAGUAUUCCAGCAGAUGAGAAAGAGGGACAUUGCUGUUUGGAACAAAAUGAUUUUGGGGCUCGGCACGACCGGACAUGGCAAGACCGCGUUUGCCCUUGUCGGACAGAUGGAGAAGUCAGGCAUCAAACUGAAUGACACUACUUUCAUCGGCAUUCUCUGCAGCUGCGCUCAUACUGGCCUUGUCAAAGAUGGAUGGCGCUACUUCCAUUACAUGGUUGAGCUAUACCACUUCACCCCUCGGAUUGACCACUACGGCUGCAUGGUUGACCUGCUCAGUCGCGCUGGGUUGCUCCAGGAAGCUCAUCGGCUUAUUAAUGACAUGCCAAUGAAGGCAAAUGCUGUCGUGUGGGGUGCGCUUCUUGGUGGCUGCAAGAUCCACCGAGACCCGGAGCUUGCAGAGCAUGUCUUGAAGCAGCUCAUCCUGCUAGAUCCCAGGAAUUAUGGAAAUUACAUCAUGCUCUCAGACAUCUACUCUAACAGCGACAGAUGGAAGGAUGCUAAGAUGCUCGGAUUGGACGUGAAGGCCAAAGGGGUCAAGAAGGUCUGUGCAUAUAGCUGGGUUGUGUUUACUGGUAAGGUGCACGAGUUCCGUGUUGGAGACAAAUCACAUCCUCUCACGGGUCAAAUUUACAAAAAGCUUGAUGAAUUAGGCAUGGAACUGAAGAACAUGGGUUACAGCCCAACUACCGAUGUGGUUCUGUUCGAUCUUGAAGACCACGAGAAGGAGCACACUCUAGUUCCUUACAGCGAGAAACUUGCCAUUGCAUUUGGCCUUCUCAGUACCCGGCCAGGGGAGCCCAUUAGGGUCACUAAUAACCUCAGGGUUUGCACUGACUCUCACACUGCUAUUAAACUUAUAUCAAGGAUAGCUCAUCGGGAGAUAAUUGUUCAGGAUAACAGCCGACUUCAUUGUUUCAGAGAUGGAUGUUGCUCUUGCAACGACUGCUGGUAGAAGUAGAAAAGUAGAUGCGUAGUUGCAAUUUUGAGCAGUUUUUAAGUCAUCUCUAUUUGGCUGGUAAAUGUGAUCUACCUAGAUAGAUUUACUUACAGAAAACUCUAGCAAAUUGAUGUUUCUCUCUGAAAUGUUUAUGCUGGAAGGAACCAGAAGGUACUGUUUUUUUUUCUUUUUCUUUUGCAUAGCUCUAAUUACAUAAGUUCCAAUGUUACUGACUAUUUGUGCCUCUCUUUACGUGUUAGGUUUAGUUGAUGGUCAAGAGUUUUAUGGCACAACUCAUGUCAUUCUCAACUGUGUAGGACUCUAUCUGUCCAAGUCUUAUACAGUGUACAUGGAAUCAUCUCCAUAUCGAUCAGAUGCACUUGAUCUGGGACGGCAAGCUGUCGGGGUGGUGGACUGAGGAUGAGUUUGAGGAUGAGUUUCUUGACAACCCAGUUCUUAGGGACUGCUCUGAUCAGUAGCUAGGCUAUUAAAAUCACUGGUGUGGGGAACUCUCCCUGUACUAGGGACGUUGUGCCGGUGGCCUAUCACUGUGCCGGCGCUGCGGACGCGCGGUUGGAUACGAAGGCGAAAGGGAUCGAGCCCCAAGGACGCCGCGGGCGCACGUCUGUGCUGGGGAUCCGGUCUCGUGGUCAGGUUGUGAACGUGGCAUCCAUAUUUCCAAUGCAAUUUUCUCCCCUUCUACUAAUCUAACUUGAAAAUUCAGCGUGUACACUUAUUUAUGUGGACGGAGGGAGUAUGUACCAAUU
Molecule: messenger RNA, 2786 nt
Organism: Lolium rigidum
Lineage: Eukaryota; Viridiplantae; Streptophyta; Magnoliopsida; Poales; Poaceae
Product: putative pentatricopeptide repeat-containing protein At3g08820
Exons: 2
Coding region: 1-2034 (677 amino acids)
Biological process (GO): RNA modification
Molecular function (GO): zinc ion binding; RNA binding; protein binding
Source: RefSeq, a predicted model, not a curated record